CUUUGUUUUCUACCUCAUCCGGUCUUAACUCUAAGAAUGUUACCUUCUUCGGCCUAACCAGCAAAUUACCCGGUAUUCUACUUCUAAACAGAAACACACCGUAGCCUCAUAAUAAACAAGUAUAAAUAAGAAUUGAUAUGACUAGGAUAUUUAACAUACAGUUUAGUUUGUACACGUUAAAGUACCGGUAGUACAGCAGAGACUGAGGUAAUGUGCCAUUUAAAAAAAAAAUAAUAAAGUUAAAAGUAGUAUCCCCAUCACUCAGUCGAGUAGACUAGUAAGAUGGUAGAGAUUUCUUUUUUUUUUUUUUUUUUUUUCUUUUUUUUUUUUUUUUUUUUUUUUUUUCCUUUUUUUUUUCAUAUACAGCUAAACUCUGUUUCUUGAUAAAGAGGAAAGAGAAGGUAAGUCAUAGCGGACAUCUAGAGACGAUAGCUAGAGAACAGAAGGCUCGGGUUUGGAAAGAAAUCAGUUAAGCCAUUAUUAAGCCCUAUUUUUGCUAACGGCGUGGCCCAUGCUGCUCCUGGGAGUUGAAAAGGCAAAGAACAAGUGAAAGCGUCCAUCCGUUUAUUUAACACAAAAAUUGUCAGCGGGCGGCAUUGGUCAUUUUACCCACGUUACCCCCCCCCCCCCCCCGGUGUUUCUUUCAGGCAAUCAACUUUUCAAUUAUGUUAUAAUAAUAUUGUAUUAAAUUAAAGCAAAAACUUUUUAAAAAAUUUGGCACACACACAACUGUACAACAGCAUUGGAAACUGUAGGGUAAAAAAAAAAAAAUGAAACCUGGAAAAAGGUAAAAUGUAUAACUAUUUCGAUUUCAUCUUUUUUAUCUGUUUCUCAAUGCAUUAAUAAAACACUAUCAAUAUGAAUAGUGCUUUUUGGCACUGUUAAACCCUGACAUGACGAAACUUGAAAUAGCACAGUCACUGUCACAUACAUUAAAUCGAGCCCCUCCACGAAUUUAAAAAAAAAAUUAAUUAACAAUACAAGAAUUCAUUUUUGCGAAUAACUAAAUUUAGUUUUGCGCCAACCUACACAGAGAAGUGCUAUGAAUUUUUUUCAAGUGUUAGUAUUAAAGCGAUUUUAAAAAAACAACACACAAUUGAUUUAAGCGACUCUAAAACUAUUCAACUACGGUAAUUCAUUUGGUUUAAACUUCUUCAGUAGUAUUUUGUUUAAUGGUUCUGAUACGUCGAGCGUCACAAAAAGUAUUUAAUAUAAAUAGGCCUACAGUGCCCGGCCUACAGUGCCCGGAUGCAUCAAGUAAGUUGUGACGCUGGGUUAUAUAAUCGCCAGGGACGGAUAGCUCGAAAAGCGGUUUGUCAAUACUGGCUUCUUUUUUUUUUUAAAGAAAAUCAUUUAUACUACUUCACUUUGGUUCGUGUCUUUCUUUAAUUUGUGGCAAUGUUUUCGGAAGGUUAAUUGAGCCACUUCCUGUCAUCCUAUCGAGCUGAAAUGUGGCACAUAGACUCGUUGCCAAUGCUAAAUUAUCAUUAAAAUAUUACCUUCUAUAUUUUGCGGGCCCACGAUCAAUGUAUUAGUCUUAUAAUAGUAUGUACUUAAAAUUUAAUUAGUUUAAUUUUAUUAAAUAGCGGCUUCUAGUAGUGUAGGCCUAUAUUACUUCAGAUGCCACAUAGGCCUAUGUUACUCCAGAUGCCACAUAGGCCUAUACUACUCCAGAUGCCACCUAGGCCUAUGUUACUCCAGAUGCCAAAUAGGCCUAUGUUACUCAAGAUGCCACCUAGGCCUAUGUUACUCCAGAUGUCACAUAUGCCUAUAUUACUCCAGAUGUCACAUAUGCCUAUAUUACUCCAGAUGCCACCUAGGCCUGCACUGAGCUGGUUCUCUCAAGUCAUCCCACGUCAUCACAGGAGACUAUCUCUCCGAUUUCACCGUUUGAUGACUAUCCCCUAACUGAAAAUUACAGCUCGUUUUUUUUUUCCCUAUCAAUUUCGCUCGUCUUUUCACCCGCGAUUUCAAUUUAACCGGUCAGAAUAAAAAGACUGAAUACACGGUGUGUAGAAUUCAUCCAAUUAAUGAAUGAUGUCAAUGAAACAGCUUUCAUGUUUUUGUUUUUAUGUAUGAAUGAUUUAUAGUUUUCAAUGAAUAAACUUUGUGAUGAAAUUAGAUCUUAGAGGUUGGGGGGGGGGGGGAAGGGGAAUUACCAACUAAAUUUAUUUAAAAAAAUUAGAACUCUUUUCAGAUUUAAUUUGGCGGAUCAAUCAAUUUAGUCUGCUUGAAACACGAUGUCUGAAACUGAAGGCAUGAGUCCAACCGUGAAGACCUUCGUGAUAUUUGACACAGAGACCACUGGACUGCCGAACUCAAGUGACAGCCCGAGAAUUACUGAGCUGAGUUUCAUCGCUUUGUCCAGGGACGGACUGCUGGACGCGUCAAAACCGUCCCGUGUUGCCAGCAAGCUUCUUCUGUGCUUUAAUCCUCAAAAGGAGAUAGACCCUAAAGCUUCUUCACUGUCAGGUACGGAAUGAAUGAACUAAUAUGUGCACAAUUUUUAUCUUAAACGUUUAGGUCUUCAAUAGGACAUAGUGUGUGCUCUGUUGUCAGUGUGACAAGAUGAGUCGGGCAAGGGGGGAGUCGGGACCCUGUGACUCUUGGAGCUUUCUCAUGUGUCUCAGAUGGAGAAUUACUUGAAACAAAGUUCACUGAACUCAUGUAUGCAUCUUUUAGAGAUGUUCAAAAUAAAAGUGAAAUGAGGAGGAACAAAAGCUAUAGACUUGCCACUUUCAGCAAGAACUGUGACAGAAAGAGCUGUGACAGAAAGAGGUGUGACAGAAAGAGCUUUGACAGAAAGCUGUGACAGAAAGAGAUGUGACAGAAAGAUUUGUGACAGAAAGAACUGUGAAAGAAAUAGGUGUGGGGAUGGACGUAAAAUGACUAAUCAGCAUGUUGAAGACAUAAAAUCGGCAUCACGAUAUUCUCUAGCAUGUGAUAAGUCUUGUGUUGUGGAUGACAUCGUGUCUUGUGUUGUGGAUGACAUUGUGUCUUGCGUUGUGGAUGACAUUGUGUCUUGCGUUGUGGAUGGCAUUGUGUCUUGUGGAUGAAAUUGUGUCUUGUGAUGUGGAUGACAUCGUGUCUUGUGUUGUGAAUGACAUUGUGUCUUGUGUUGUGGAUGACAUCGUGUCUUGUGUUGUGGAUGACAUCGUAUCUUGCGUUGUGGAUGGCAUUGUGUCUUGUGAUGUGGAUGACAUUGUGUCUUGUGAUGUGGAUGACAUUGUGUCUUGUGAUGUGGAUGACAAUGUGUCUUGUGUUGUGUAUGACAUUGUGUCUUGUGCUGUGGAUGACAUUGUGUCUUGUGCUGUGGAUGACAUUGUGUCUUGUGCUGUGGAGGACAUUGUGUCUUGUGAGUGGAGGACAUUGUGUCUUGUGAUGUGGAUGACAUUGUGUCUUGUGAUGUGGAUGGCAUUGUGUCUUGUGAUGUGUAUGACAUUGUGUCUUGUGCUGUGGAUGACAUUGUGUCUUGUGCUGUGGAUGACAUUGUGUCUUGUGCUGUGGAUGACAUUGUGUCUUGUGGAAACCAUUGUGUCUUGUGAUGUGGAUGAUAUUGUGUCUUGUGAUGUGGAUGAUAUGGAGUCUUGUGAUGUGGAUGACAUUGUGCAAGUUGGUACAAGAAGAGUUGAUUGAACUAACGCCAAUCAGGGGACAAACUGGGCAAGGCCACGCAGGGGACAGACUCGGCAAGGCCACGCAGGCGACAAACUGGGAAAGGCCAUGCAGGGGACAAACUGGGCAAGGCCAUGCAGGGGACAGACUCUGCAAGGCCACGCAAAAGACUAACUGGGAAAGGCCAUGCAGGGGACAAACUGGGCAAGGCCAUGCAGGGGACAGACUCGGCCAGAAGAUAUUGCGAAUACAGUCUCCGAAUGCUUGAAAAAGAAAAUGCAGAUUAAUAUAAAUUACCAUCAACAAACUGACAUCAGUUGCUAUCAACAAACUCACAUCAGUUGCUAUCAACAAACUCACAUCAGUUGCUAUCAACAAACUCACAUCAGUUGCUAUCAACAAACUCACAUCAGCUGCUAUCAACAAACUCACAUCAGUUGCUAUCAACAAACUCACAUCAGCUGCUAUCAACAAACUCACAUCAGCUGCUAUCAACAAACUCACAUCAGUUGCUAUCAACAAAUUCACAUCAGUUGCUAUCAACAAACUCACAUCAGUUGCUAUCAACAAACUCACAUCAGCUGCUAUCAACAAAGUCACAUCAGUUGGGGAUUGUUCGCAAAUUACUUCACGCUUUAGGGGGGGGGGCGGGGGGGCCCAGAAUUUAUGACGUCACUUUUUUUUAAAAAUCUAAAAUUUUCUUAUUUUGACAAAAAAUAUCUUUAUUUAAUUAAUUUUAAAAAACAUUAAUUUGAUGUCGAAAUCGCCUCAGGUAUUAUAGAUACUAUGAAACUCAAUUUUCUAAAAAUACUACAUCUUAAUCCAUUAUGGGAAAAUUGUAAAGAAUAAAAUAAAAUCUUAGUUUAGUUAUGAUAAUUGUGUUUAUGUUUAGAAUUUGUUUAGGUGUGAUGUGACACUUGUGGGGGGGGGGGGUAGGGGUAAAGAAUUUUUGACACUUCAUGACAGGGGGAGGGGUGUCUAAAAGGGUCAUUUUUUAGCGUGACGUAAUGGACCCCUUGCCAUAGCUGAAGUGCUAAUAAUUUGUACUUUCGCUUCUCUCAACUUUUAUAUUCACAUAGUUUUGUUCAAAUAGUUUUUUUUUUCCAAUAUGAUUUCCGUUAAGAGCAAAUGAAUAAGCCAACUGAAUUAAAUUAGUCUUUAGUUAUGCGUCAAACUGAAAGCAACAGAGUCUUCACCAAAUGUUAAUCAACAUGACAUCCAACAGCAGAACUCUCAUUACAUUGUCUUAACCUUGUAUGGGUUAUUUAUUGUGUUCCAUUUAUCUCAACACUGAAAGACUAUUAGUGCACAAUAAAACAAUGUUUGAUUAUUUCUUGGCGUUUCAUUUCAUUAUUUUAGAUACCCUGUUAUUUUUUAUUUUUUUUAUAGUUAUUUUAUUUACUAUUUAAACAAUUUCCUGUGUUUAUUUUCCAGGAUUAAAGAAUGAUGCACUGGAGGUUUACGGCACAUUUGAAUCUCAUGCUUCAUUGAUCUGCUCAUUCUUGACAAGGUUGCCGCAACCAGCUUGUCUUGUAGCUCACAACGGAAACCGGCAAGUGGAAUUAUUAGCAGAGAGUUUAGAAUAUAUUUACUGAGAUUUGUUUUAAAAGAAGUGUUAUCAAAUAUAUCAAAGCAGUGGCGUAGCUAGGGUUGGUGUCAUCCCCCCCCCGCCCCACAUCCCACGACUUCCACGAUGUUCUUGUUAAAAGAAGUCCACAGUACAACAAUGUCAAGAACAAAAACAAAUUAAUUGAAGGUCAGGAGAUAAAUGUAUUGAAGAACGGUAACUUGUACUUAGCAUCGUCCGACCACAUAUAGUAUUUGGUAUUAAAGGGAAGAUUUAUUUCUCUGAAUUUAUAUGACUAUAGCCGCCUGUCACAUACGGAAAGUUACAUAACACAUCAAUCACCGUGUCACAUACGAAAGUGACAUAACACUUCAAUCAGCGAGUCACAUACGAAAGUGACAUAACACUUCCAUCAGUGUGUGAUCGGAUAUCCUUGUGUGUACUUCGGUUAGACCGUGCAGUGUGUGAUCGGAUAUCCUUGUGUGUACUUCGGUUAGACCGUGCAGUGUGUGAUCGGAUAUCCUUGUGUGUACUUCGGUUAGACCGUGCAGUGUGUGAUCGGAUAUCCUUGUUUGUACUUCGGUUAGACCGUGCAGUGUGUGAUCGGAUAUCCUUGUGUGUACUUCGGUUAGACCGUGCAGUGUGUGAUCUGAAAAUAUGCUAUUUUUCAAUUUGGUGUCACACCCACCCCCCACCCCCCCUUUGAGAUGGUGUCACUCGGUGCGGUGCGGUCCGCACCCCACAGCUGCGCCACUGCAUUAAAGGAAAUUAUUUAAUUUAAAUGGAUAAAUCUUGAAUGAGGUCAACUGAAUGUAAUACGCCAUGUAAGCGGUGCAACUAUCUGAUCAAGCUUGGAAAUCCAUCGGAAUUAUUGUUGGGCAUUUAUCUUGAAUCGGUCAAAGUAUUUCUUUUCAAAAUCGAAUCAAACGCUCGACUUAUAGUUGUUUUUUCCCCCAUUUAAUUUCAGCUUUGAUUUCCCAAUCCUCAUCUCAGAGCUUAGCCAUGCUGGAGAGCCUGUUCCGGUAAACAUUUUGUGCGUAGACAGCAUGAAGGGUUUCAGCGAACUCGAUGCGAAUGACAGCGGACAAAAAGCACCGUCUUAUGCUUUAUCUGAGCUGUAUAAACGCAUCUUCGGCCGCGAUCCCAUCGCAAGUCACACGGCCGAGGAUGACUGCAAAACAUUGCUCAGUGUCAUCCAAACCUACGGCUUGUCAUUUUGUCAGUGGUCUGAUCAAAAUGCCGUGCCUCUGGUAAAUAAAUCUAAAAAAAAGAAUUAAUUGGAGAUGUCUUGUCACAGGUGUUGCAUCCAGAAUAGUGAAAAUUAUUCUCAAUGAUGUUUACAUUACUUUUUCUAUCCCAAUCUAUAUUUUUAAGCAUACAUUUUUAAUAUGUAAGAAAUAAGCCUCAUUUUCACUGCUUUAUAUUUUGCUACAUAUUUUUACCUUGCUUCUAAUGGCUAAAUGGGGUGACAUUGUGUUGGUGUUUUACUUAAUAGGUACGUUUCUAUUUAAAUAUUGACAUUAUGAAGCUGCACAUUAUAGUAUAAAAUAAAAAUUGGAUGAGAUACCUUAUGAAAAUCAAUAAAAUGUUCUUUAAUGGAACAUUACAAAAAAAAUAAUUUUAAUAAAAUAUUUAUUUGAUUUGUUGAAUAGAAAAGAAAUCCGAG
Molecule: messenger RNA, 6848 nt
Organism: Lymnaea stagnalis (great pond snail)
Lineage: Eukaryota; Metazoa; Mollusca; Gastropoda; Lymnaeidae
Source: the annotation of a GenBank genome assembly